This is a messenger RNA of Osmerus eperlanus (European smelt), 5261 nucleotides long. RefSeq names its product mannosidase, alpha, class 1B, member 1a (gene man1b1a). NCBI's taxonomy places the organism in Eukaryota, Metazoa, Chordata, Actinopteri, Osmeriformes, Osmeridae. The record is from RefSeq and is a predicted model, not a curated record. Gene Ontology annotation, molecular function: calcium ion binding; mannosyl-oligosaccharide 1,2-alpha-mannosidase activity. Gene Ontology annotation, biological process: mannose trimming involved in glycoprotein ERAD pathway; carbohydrate metabolic process. The transcript has 14 exons. Gene Ontology annotation, cellular component: endoplasmic reticulum; membrane. The coding region runs from base 478 to 2577 and encodes 699 amino acids.
UGUCUCCAGAGUGUUGUCACUUGCAGGCAAAACCCAUCACAGCUAGCCCGCUAGCCAACUAAUACAGUCAAUUAUCGUCCAUAAGAUAUUUACCAUGUUAUAUUUAUGUCUGGUAAAGUAACCCAGAUUUAACAGCUCUACUUUGCCUGGCCACCGUUCGGAAACAAGUCGAAGGUAGCCAGCAAGAUAGCUAGCUGAUGUGUUUCUUACUGUCAGAUUGUAGGCAGCUAUAGCUAGCUCUACAUCUGGCUAAACGCUGGCUAGCUACCCACAUAAAAGGAGGAUUACGGAGCUGGGUUGGGGUGUGGAGAUGGUUCGGCUGGGAGAAUCAACGUAGCUAGCUAGCUAGCUUCUCCCUCAGGUCCAGAAAACACUUGCUAACAAAAAACAACACGCCGCAAAGACACUACAACCAGGCUAUCUGCAAGUACAGCAGCUUGUAUGCGCCUUCUAUGACGGUCGCUGUCAUCAGGAGAGAUGUACCCCCCACCCAGAAAGGACUUCAUCUCCCUCACCCUCAGUGACCAGCACAGCCGCAGCUACAACAAUGGCAAGCACCGUCGUCAAUCCUGCUUGAGGAAAUGGAAGCAGCUGUCUCGCCUGCAGCGCAGUCUUGUCCUCUUCCUCUUGGGCCUGCUGCUGAUCUGUGGACUGCUGUCCUACCCUGGCCUCUCUAGGCAGUGGGGAGACGUGCCUGACAGAGAGGACUGGGUUGAGCUGGAUGACAGAGAGCUGAGACCAGUUCCUCCAGGGGCCAACCCUGUGGCUGGUCCAGCUGUGGGGGCAAGGGCAGCUGCUGUGGGGCUGGCCGCAGGGCCAGAGGUGGGUCCAGCUCUGGGCCCGGCCGCAGGCCCAGUCCUCAUCCCUGUCCCGGAAAUCAUCCCAGAGAUCAUCCCCGAGCCACAGAAACCCAAGGUCCUCCUUCUACCCAAACCCCUUGUCAAGAAGAGGCCGUUCCUGAACAAGAGAGGCCCUCCCAGCCAGCAGAGGGCAGGGAACGCCUCAGAGCUGCUGGGGAGGGAGCAGCCGGAGCCUCCCGGGAAAACUGAGGAGGUGGAAGAAGAGAAGGGAGAUAAACAACUUGUCAGCUGGAGAGGGGCCAUGAUCGAGGCGGACCAGGCCACAGAGGCCCCUCCCUCUCCUAAUGAGAGAGACAUCCCAGCCUCCCCCGGGACCAAGGACGCCAGUCCCCUGGAGCCAGUUUCCAUGAGUUCCGUAGACAGGCUGGAGGUCGUGCGAGAGGCCUUCACGCACGCCUGGAAGGGCUACAAGGAGUUCGCCUGGGGCCACGACGAGCUCAAGCCCCUGUCCAAGUCGUUCGGGGAGUGGUUUGGCCUGGGCCUGACGCUGAUCGACGCCCUGGACACCAUGUGGAUCCUGGGGCUGAAGGAGGAGUUCGCGGAGGCCAGGAAGUGGGUGGAGACGGAGCUGUCCUUCUCCAAGGAUGUGGACGUGAACCUGUUUGAGAGCACCAUCCGCAUCCUGGGAGGCCUGCUCAGCACCUACCACCUGACUGGAGACCAGCUGUUCCUCGACAAGGCGACAGACAUCGGCACCAGACUGAUGCCGGCCUUCAAGACCCCCUCCAAGAUCCCCUUCUCUGACGUGAACCUGGGGAAGGGCUCAGCCCACCCGCCCCGCUGGACGUCCGACAGCACGGUCGCCGAGGUGACCAGCGUCCAGCUGGAGUUCAGAGAGCUCAGCCGCCUCACCCAGGACCCGCAGUACCAGGAGGUGGUGAACGAGGUGAUGAGGCUUGUCCACAAGCUGCCAGGGAAACGCGAUGGUCUGGUGCCCAUGUUCAUCAACACCAACAGCGGCCAGUUCACCCAUAAAGGGGCGUUCACGCUGGGCGCGCGGGCCGACAGCUACUACGAGUACCUGCUCAAGCAGUGGAUCCAGGGAGGCAAGACAGAGAAUGACCUGUUGGAGGACUACCUGCAGGCGGUGGAGGGGGUGAAGAAACACCUUCUUAAACAGACUGGACCCAGCAGACUGACCUUUGUAGGGGAGAUGUCCCAAAACCGAUUCAACCCCAAGAUGGACCACCUGGUGUGCUUCCUUCCGGGCACGCUGGCGCUGGGCGCCCACAACGGGCUGCCCGCCGAGCACAUGGAGCUGGCCCUGCAGCUGAUGGAGACCUGCCACCAGAUGUACGUUCAGAUGGAGACAGGCCUGAGCCCUGAGAUCGCCCACUUCAACCUGCAGCCCCACGACGGCCGCGAGCUGGACGUCAAGCCCGCUGACAGACACAACCUCCUGCGUCCGGAGACUGUGGAGAGCCUGUUCUACCUGCACCGCUUCACCCAGGACAGCAAGUACCGCGACUGGGGCUGGGACAUCCUCCAGAGCUUUAACAAGUACACCCGGGUUCCCAGCGGGGGCUAUACCUCCAUCAACAACGUGCGUGACCCCGUGAACCCGGCGCCCAGGGACAAGAUGGAGAGCUUCUUCCUGGCAGAGACCCUCAAGUACUUUUACCUGCUCUUCUCAGACGAACCGGACCUCCUUAGCUUGGACAAGUACGUGUUCAACACCGAGGCCCACCCCCUCCCCAUCUGGCCCUCCGCUCCCUGAGACGCGAGAGUCAGCCCCCCCGUCGGGCCGCUCGGCAUUCUGGGGGCUCUUCCUGUCGAGCAAUCAACAGCUUUUUUUUUUUUUUUUACAUUUUUAUUCCGUUUGGGGCCUGAUUCCGUCUGAAGACUUCUGCAAUAGAAAAAUACGAUCUGCUGGUUCGUGACAGAAGAAGAAGAAGACAGACAGACAGACAGACAGCUCCACAAGGUCUACAAGUCACUCGCUCCAUGUCCUGAGGAGUUGUAGGUCAGGUCAGCCGAUCACUAGCCUUCUUUAACCCUCUGUAUAUUUUUAACAGUCUUUGACUUUGUCUACUGGAAGGAGCCAAACGAAGAAGGAAAACCACGCAGAGCUGGCCUCUGUCGCACAGUCCUUUUGUACAUUUGGAAAAGGAGUUCUCUGGACCUUUGCGGUUACCGCGCUAGGCACCAUAAAAUGAAGGAGACCAGGCAGGAAGGCCUGAAGGUUGGACUCGUGCUCUGGUGCCAGUCAUAGGCCUCGUGCCACUAAUAAGCUCUACCAUCCAUGAGAAGGUCCAGCCGCAGUGUCACAAUGUGAGAAACAAGCAUUACGGAAGGAAUGCUUUGUACUUUGGCUGGGAAAGGAAGGAUUUAUUGUCUAGUUUGUGUGACUAAGGAAAGGGAACUCACUGAUCAUAAGAGUUGAUUAUACCUGCUGUAGACGUAGUUGGAGUAAAGGUUUCGGAUUAUGGAGCUGCAAACAUAAUGUCCUUUGUCCAUUUGGAAAUCGGGACCACACUGUAAAUAAUGACAGCUAUUUAUUUUUUAAGGCGAGUGUGUCCUUUUUCUAUGAAUGUUGGGUUCUCCUGUUUCAGGGUCUCUGGGGGGAGGGUUCACCCUUUAAGUUGUUUUGUAAUAUAUUUUCUGUGAAUGGGAAAUGAAUUGACGCUUCCACGUAUCCUCAGUAAUGAAGAAACAAACUGAAAGACUGAAAAUAACAAGUUAAUAUUUAAUGGUGUGGUUGGAGUGCGAACUCUGCCGACAGCGUCCCCGUGCAUAAUUCAGUCAAGCGAACGAUCUUCGCGCCAUGUAUAAUCUUGUCCGAACGUUCGACAUGUUUGUCUGUCUCAGCGUGAGGGAUGCGCGGUUUAUGGGGUUUUCUGUUUGUUAGAAGCCUUGAUGAACUGGUUGUGGUUUCGGGGAAAAUGUUUAAUGUGCUUGAAUGAAACGAUUCGACUGGAAAACAGUUCUACUUACUCAUCUUCUGACAGCCACAACCGAGAAGGCACUUGAUGAGUAGAAGGGUAGAUUAAUUGGUGAAUCUUUUUUGAAAAGCACUUUCGGCUGUGUCUUGCUAUUUUCUGAAGUGGGUUUGGGGCUGUGAGGGGUUUUGUCGAUUAAGUGUAGAUAUUUAAUGGCCAUUCUUAAAUUGAUGAAACUAAAUGUCUUUUGGUUUUACCUGAGGUUAGGCAAAGCUUUGAGAUGUGCAAGCUACAUUUGAUAGCCAUAAGACACGGCUACAAUAACUGCACCUGAAAGCUGUUUUAAGGAUAAUAUUUCUACUGUAGGCUUACAGUAGUCGAUCAACUGCUGUUAGUUUAAAAGAUGCCAGUUGAAUGUAAAACCUAAUUCUGCUAGUCUACAUCAACAAAGCUUUACUUUGAUGCCGUAGGUCCAGGAGAGAUGCGUACCCCCAAAUGACUAGUCUGGGAUCAACUGUACACAAACCGUCAAAAAAACCUUAAAAAAUAUCUGGAUUUCAAUAAGAAACGUCCCCAGACCAUGGCUCCUCUGACCACAUGAUCAUCACGUCCACGGCUGUGUUAGCGUACCUUUCUGGCCUGUCAGAUGUCUUUCCGGUGCCUUCCGAGCCGUGAUGAGAGGAUCCUCUCUUCGAAGGGUCCUCACACAAAUAAGCGGCCUCUCAGUAAUUGCCUCUCCUGUCUCAAUCAGCUCCACCCAGCUCAGGCUUUUAACGCCAUCCAUUAUUCAAGACAGCGUUUUUCUGCAAGUUCUUCAGACGGAAGAAGAAUGAUAAGCUCGUGUAGAAAACGAGUCGUUAUGCGCGUCGUUCAAAAUACACUUGAAGGGUAUUUUGGUUUAACAGAGCAGGAUGUAUGCUACUGUAACUUGUCGGAUUCAACUUCUUGCCUUUGUGAAAGCUUAACCACUAACAUACGAUCUUUCGGUUCCUUUGUAAGAAUUAAAUGAAGUAUAGCAAUGAAGACGAAUGCUGGACAGAAAUUGAAUAAUGGAGGUGAUAACGCGCACACUUAAUUAGUCACAUUUAAAAGGUAUUAGCCACUGCACAAUAUACAUUUCAAUGUUAUUUGUCGCUUCAGUGAAGCCUAAGGUUCGUAGAAAGUCCUAAUGUGACCCUGUCAACAAAGUGCCACAGAAACGAUCAAUAGGCCUACCGUUUGUUUUUUCGCGCUGAGUUGAACAAUUUAGAAAACGCGUAUCCAUUUUCCCCAGACAAUUAAGCACUAAGAUUACCUGAAGGCAUUGAUUAGUUUAUCGGAUUCGGCUUGUGGUGAAAAUGAAGGACUUUAUUGAUUCCUUGCAGCUUUCAAAGACUUUUGUAAGACUUUGGAACCCCAUGGCCUGUAUAAUGUUCAUACUGCUUUUUGUAAGUAAGAUGCCGCUUCUAUGAAACUCGGUGCGAGUAGGCUAUACUGUCAUUCAUCCUGCCAUGUAAAUCAACAAUAAAGAUUUUAAACGUAG